AUUAAUUAUGAGUGGAAUUAAAGGAAUUGCAAGAGCAAAUUUGAAAUUAGUGGAGCUUGUAUAGAGAGGUUUUUCCAUUUAAGGAAAAAGUACAGAAGAAUAAAUGAUGAACUUUCAAAGAAUUAUUUCAGAACAUAGUAAUUUGAAAUUGUAUUUAAUUAGAUAGAAAACAUGAUAAAUAAUGGCUAUUUCAUGACACAAGAUUAUAUGAAAUUCCAAGACCUUCUAGAUAUAGAGAUCUUUAUGAAAGAGAAUUGAAAAGAAAGAAGGAUAGAAGAACAAUAGCCUUCUUAUGUAAACAUGUUAUGGCUGAAAAGAAUGUUAAAAUACCUAUGAAAUGAGUC
Molecule: messenger RNA, 344 nt
Organism: Paramecium sonneborni
Lineage: Eukaryota; Ciliophora; Oligohymenophorea; Peniculida; Parameciidae
Source: the annotation of a GenBank genome assembly